Neodiprion fabricii is the source of this 2730-nucleotide messenger RNA. RefSeq names its product methylcrotonoyl-CoA carboxylase subunit alpha, mitochondrial (gene Mccc1). The transcript has 10 exons. Gene Ontology annotation, cellular component: mitochondrion. The coding region runs from base 405 to 2537 and encodes 710 amino acids. Gene Ontology annotation, molecular function: methylcrotonoyl-CoA carboxylase activity; ATP binding; metal ion binding. The record is from RefSeq and is a predicted model, not a curated record. NCBI's taxonomy places the organism in Eukaryota, Metazoa, Arthropoda, Insecta, Hymenoptera, Diprionidae.
GAUGAAAUCUAUGAGAUUGAUAGUUCUGAGGAGUCGGACAUACAAGUCUGUGACUACGAACCAAACAGGUUAUGAGCUUGUCUUAUCACCAAGCUGUAAAUGUUGCUCAAGAGAAAAAGCUUCAGGAUUUUCUUUGUCACUCUAUACGUCCCUGAACGAUGUGGCUGCAUAAGUUAAAAACAGCUUACGGAAUACAUGGCUUUGUUGACGCAACUCAUUAUCUUAUCUCAAUAUUCAUGACGACGCUAUUACGAGACCGUUUGUACGUGUCAGCAAAAAAGAAAUGGUUUGAUAAGAAAUCGUCUUGAUCGAGUGGUUGGUAAAAAUUGCGUCCACCUUACACCGAAAAUUGACCAAGGAAAAACGCAUUUUUUAAUACGAGAAUUUACAGCUAUCACCAAGUCAUGUACACCCUGUUGCUGCGGUCGGUCUGGCCUGUUCAUAAAACGCCCUGGCAUAUAACCUCGUGGAUCGAUCGGGAAUUUUCAUUAUCGACCGUACACAAUGGAAAAAGGCUUGGGAAGAUCCUCAUCGCAAAUCGCGGCGAAAUCGCUUGCCGAAUUGCAAGAACCGCUCGUAAACUUGGGGUAAAAACGGUGGCGGUAUACAGCGACGCGGACCAGGAGGCCAUGCACGUCCGUUUGGCUGACGAGGCCUACAACAUUGGACCCGCGGCUUCGACCGAAAGUUACCUGAAGCAGGAUAGUAUAAUUGAGGCUGCCAAGAAGUCCAAGUCCCAGGCGAUACACCCCGGCUAUGGAUUUUUAUCGGAGAAUACUGAAUUCGCCGAGCUCUGUCAGAGCGAGGGGAUCACCUUCAUCGGGCCCCCGGCGAGCGCGAUCAGGGACAUGGGGAUAAAGAACACCUCCAAGGCCAUUAUGGCCGCGGCCGGCGUACCUGUAGUUCCAGGUUAUCACGGAGAGGAUCAAUCCAACGACAGGUUGAUGGCAGAGGCAAGACUUGUCGGUUUUCCACUGAUGAUUAAGGCGGUGCGAGGAGGUGGAGGCAAAGGAAUGCGCAUAGCUUUUGAAGAAGGGGAUUUUUUCACGGCAUUGGAGGCGGCUCGAACCGAAUCGGCAAAAUCGUUCGGCGACUCGGCCGUGUUGUUAGAGAAAUAUGUUUCCGAACCCCGGCACGUCGAAGUUCAGGUAUUCGCUGAUCAGCACGGAAACGCUGUCCACCUGUUCGAAAGAGACUGUUCGGUUCAAAGGAGACAUCAAAAAAUCAUUGAGGAGGCCCCCGCGCCGGGAAUUUCACCCGAGUUGCGGUCUGAGCUAGGUGCAGCCGCCGUCCGGGCGGCAAAGGCCGUUAAAUACGUGGGAGCCGGGACAGUGGAAUUUAUUCUCGAUCGUUACACUCACAGUUUUCAUUUCAUGGAGAUGAACACGCGGCUCCAGGUUGAGCAUCCCGUUACCGAAGCAAUUACCGGCACUGAUCUCGUCGAGUGGCAGCUCACAGUGGCUGCCGGAGAGAAGUUGCCGCUUACUCAGGAAGAGAUAAAGCUGGCGGGACAUGCUUUCGAGGCGAGAAUAUACGCCGAGGAUCCGAAUAACGGGUUUCUACCUGGUGCCGGUCCCCUGUUACAUCUAACGACCCCGGAGAUGUCGGCUGACGUCCGAGUCGAGACGGGGGUGCGGCAGGGUGAUCAGGUUUCCGUGCACUACGAUCCGAUGAUAGCGAAACUGGUCGUUUGGGGGAAGGACAGGAGCGAGGCGAUCGGGAAACUCGGAGCGAAACUCGCGGAAUACAAUAUCGUCGGCGUGGAAACAAACGUGCAAUUCAUCAUGGACCUCGCUAGCCAUCCGAAAUUCGCCAGCGGUGAUGUUCACACCGGCUUUAUAGAGGAGAACCACGCAACUCUUUUUCCCAAAAUCGAAAUCACCGACGAGAUACUGACCCAAGGAGCAUUAGCCAUGAUCCUAGAAGAGAGUUUGCCCUCCUUGAACGACGCUAGCUUUACCCCGUUCGCAACAAACGUCGGCCUUAGACUAAACCACGCGCUUGAGCGUAAAUUUCAAUUUCUCUUCAAAGAUAAGGAAUUUGUGGUUAACGCAAGGUACCUUCGACCAGGUGUGUUUAACAUGAGAACGAAUGACACGGGCCCCUGGAGAAACGUGAGCGGUUCGUUGAUAAGAAGGAACAAUGUUCUCGAAUUAUCAUCGGAAAUCGACGGCGUAAUAACCCGCGCUAGGAUCGUUAACAACAAUGGAGAGCUUUAUUUAUUUACGAAUGAGCGCAAGUGGCAGCUGACGAUACCGCCGCCGAAGUUCGUCACCGCUGUAUCGUCGAUCAGCGGUCAGCAGCGAGCGGUUGGUUCUGCGAUGAGCCCAAUGCCCGGUGUCGUCGACAAGAUUCUCGUUCAGCGAGGUGAUAUUGUUAAAAAGGGCGAUCCUCUCCUUGUGAUCGUUGCCAUGAAAAUGGAGCACGCGAUCAAGGCCGCCUGCGACGGACUUGUCGAGGAGGUCCUUUGCACUGCUGGCGAGAAUGUUGCCAAGAAUAAACUUCUCGUUAGGAUGAAGGAGGAGAAAUUAGCCUAGCUUCUGUUGCCGUACAGGGCGGAAAGCUUAAUGGUACUUGAUACGAUUGGAAUUGUCGAAUCUUCCUUUUUUAACUAAUUUUAAAUUUUUUAUAAUACCCAUAAGGCCAGUUCUCUGGAUUUGUUAAUGGUUGUUUACAAUGCUAGAUAUUUUUAACGAAUAAAUGUACAUAAUACUCCUCAUACGCAAAGAA